This is a messenger RNA of Mycotypha africana, 429 nucleotides long. RefSeq lists its product as uncharacterized. The record is from RefSeq and is a predicted model, not a curated record. The coding region runs from base 97 to 330 and encodes 77 amino acids. The transcript has a single exon. Lineage: Eukaryota; Fungi; Mucoromycota; Mucoromycetes; Mucorales; Mycotyphaceae.
GCGAUACUAUCCACAUCAGUCUGCUUUUCUGUUCCUGCAUUGUCACAGCAGUAGGGUUAUAAAUAUAAUAUAUAGAAUAGUGACAUUUGUUACAGUAUGUUGACUUUAUUCCAAAGGAAGUUUCCACUAGCAUUUAUCUUUUCUUCUGUGGAUUUGAUAAACACAAAAGUCGUAUAUCAAACAACACUGUGUAUGUACGGUAUGUACGGUAUGUUGAUCGCUACCAUCAUCGUCACCUUUAUCCCUUUAUUAGCGUUACCUUCACUCAUAUUUCUCAUUAUGGUUACCGAUGUUUUUUAUUCAAUUGUGCAUGCAUACAUCCCAGACUAAGGAAGCUGUUUCUGAUCAGAGUUGAAAGAAAACUCUCAAGAUGACAUUGCUGAACUUUUUACAAAAGAGCGAAGCAAUGAUCACGUUUGCUUCAUAUCC